CCCGACCUAAACAAGGGUGUGGAACCGGAGAGGCGGUCCCACCUCGGGGCAUGACGUCACACCCUGCGCCGCCGCGCAAGGAAGGCCCGGGAGCGACGCCUGCCGGAAGCGGGGGGGGGGGGGGCUGGCCUGGUUUCCUGGCGACGCGGCGCUGCAGGCGGUUACCCUCUUUCUCUUCCCGACGCGUGAGUUAGGCCGUCAUGCCUUGGCUGCUCUCAGCCCCCAAGCUGGUUCCCGCUGUAGCAAACAUCCGCAGUUUCUCAGGAUGUAUGUUGUGUUCACAGCGAAGGUACUCCCUUCAUCCUGUCCCAGAAAGGAGGAUUCCAAACCGAUACUUAGGCCAGCCCAGCCCCUUUACACACCCACACCUCCUCAGACCAGGGGAGGUAACUCCAGGACUAUCUCAGGUGGAAUAUGCACUUCGCAGACACAAACUAAUGUCUCUGAUCCAGAAGGAAGCUCAAGGGCACAGUGGGACAGACCAGACGGUGGUUGUGCUCUCCAACCCUACAUACUACAUGAGCAACGAUAUUCCCUAUAUUUUCCACCAGGACAACAAUUUCCUGUACCUGUGUGGAUUCCAAGAGCCUGAUAGCAUUCUUGUCCUUCAAAGCCUCCCUGGCAAACAAUUACCAUCACACAAAGCCAUUCUUUUUGUGCCUCGGCGAGAUCCCAGUCGAGAACUUUGGGAUGGUCCACGAUCUGGCACUGAUGGAGCAAUAGCUCUAACUGGAGUGGACGAAGCCUAUACGCUAGAAGAAUUUCAACAUCUUCUACCAAAAAUGAAAGCUGAGACAAACAUGGUUUGGUAUGACUGGAUGAGGCCCUCGCAUGCACAGCUUCACUCUGACUAUAUGCAGCCCUUGACUGAGGCCAAAGCCAAGAGCAAGAACAAGGUUCGGGGUGUUCAGCAGCUGAUACAGCGCCUCCGGCUGAUCAAAUCUCCUGCAGAAAUUGAACGAAUGCAGAUUGCUGGGAAGCUGACAUCACAGGCUUUCAUAGAAACCAUGUUUGCCAGUAAAGCCCCUGUGGAAGAAGGCUUCUUAUGCUAAGUCAUACCUUGCUGUUGUUUUUCACAGUUUGAAUUUGAAUGCCGGGCUCGUGGUGCAGACAUCUUAGCCUAUCCACCUGUGGUGGCUGGUGGUAAUCGGUCAAACACUUUGCACUAUGUGAAGAAUAAUCAACUCAUCAAGGAUGGGGAAAUGGUGCUUCUGGAUGGAGGUUGUGAGUCUUCCUGCUAUGUGAGUGACAUCACACGUACCUGGCCAGUCAAUGGCAGGUUCACUGCACCUCAGGCAGAACUCUAUGAAGCUGUUCUAGAGAUCCAGAGAGAUUGUUUGGCCCUCUGCUUCCCUGGGACAAGCUUGGAGAACAUCUACAGCAUGAUGUUGACCCUGAUAGGACAGAAGCUUAAAGACUUGGGAAUCAUGAAGAACAUUAAGGAAAAUAAUGUCUUCAAGGCUGCUCGAAAAUACUGCCCUCAUCAUGUUGGCCACUACCUCGGGAUGGAUGUCCAUGACACUCCAGACAUGCCCCGUUCUCUCCCUCUGCAGCCUGGGAUGGUAAUCACAAUUGAGCCAGGCAUUUAUAUUCCAGAGGAUGACAGAGAUGCCCCAGAGAAGUUUCGGGGUCUUGGUGUACGAAUUGAGGAUGAUGUAGUGGUGACUCAGGACUCACCUCUCAUCCUUUCUGCAGAUUGUCCCAAAGAGAUGAAUGACAUUGAACAGAUAUGCAGCCGGGCUUCUUGACCUUCACUGUGGCCCACUUGCACCUCAGGUUCAAGAUGGGUGUAUGCUGGCAGCCCUGCACGUGUGCUUUCUGAGUGUCUCUGUGUAUGCAGUAAUAUAUGUGUUCCAUUUGGGAGCAUAGCAGCUGUGUGAAUGUAUGUAAUCGUGUGUGUGGGGUUUUUUUGUUUUAAGCAGUUGGAAGUCUGGAAAAAUGAAUUUUUGAAUAGUA
Messenger RNA from Macaca mulatta (Rhesus monkey), 1956 nucleotides. Lineage: Eukaryota; Metazoa; Chordata; Mammalia; Primates; Cercopithecidae. The record is from RefSeq and is a predicted model, not a curated record.